Molecule: messenger RNA, 2817 nt
Organism: Peromyscus eremicus (cactus mouse)
Lineage: Eukaryota; Metazoa; Chordata; Mammalia; Rodentia; Cricetidae
Gene: Adcy8
Product: adenylate cyclase 8
Exons: 17
Coding region: 1-2817 (938 amino acids)
Biological process (GO): adenylate cyclase-activating G protein-coupled receptor signaling pathway; intracellular signal transduction; cAMP biosynthetic process
Cellular component (GO): plasma membrane
Molecular function (GO): adenylate cyclase activity
Source: RefSeq, a predicted model, not a curated record
AUGUUCGGAAUUGUCUCACAGGUGCUGGCCCAGGUGGUGCUAUUCAUGUGCAUGAACACAGCUGGGAUCUUCAUCAGUUACCUGUCAGACCGCGCCCAGCGCCAGGCCUUCCUGGAGACACGGAGGUGUGUGGAGGCCAGGCUCCGCCUGGAGACAGAGAACCAAAGACAGGAGCGGCUUGUGCUGUCUGUGCUUCCCAGGUUUGUCGUCCUGGAAAUGAUCAAUGACAUGACCAACGUGGAGGAUGAGCACCUGCAGCAUCAGUUCCACCGCAUCUACAUUCAUCGCUAUGAGAAUGUCAGUAUUCUUUUUGCAGAUGUCAAAGGAUUUACCAACCUCUCUACGACCUUGUCCGCUCAGGAGCUGGUCAGGAUGCUCAACGAGCUCUUUGCCAGAUUUGACCGGCUGGCCCAUGAGCAUCACUGUCUUCGCAUUAAAAUCCUGGGGGACUGCUACUACUGUGUGUCUGGACUGCCCGAGCCCCGCCAGGACCAUGCCCAUUGCUGUGUUGAAAUGGGCCUCAGCAUGAUCAAAACCAUCAGGUAUGUGAGAUCCAGAACAAAGCAUGAUGUUGACAUGCGAAUUGGAAUCCAUUCAGGCUCCGUGCUAUGUGGUGUGUUGGGCCUGAGAAAAUGGCAGUUUGAUGUCUGGUCUUGGGAUGUGGACAUUGCAAAUAAACUUGAAUCUGGAGGGAUCCCUGGGAGAAUUCACAUUUCCAAAGCCACACUGGAUUGCCUCAACGGUGACUAUAAUGUGGAAGAGGGCCACGGCAAAGAGAGGAAUGAAUUCCUGAGGAAGCAUAAUAUAGAGACCUAUUUGAUUAAGCAGCCUGAAGAGAGUUUGCUAUCCUUACCUGAAGACAUAGUCAAGGAGUCAGUGAGCCCCUCAGACAGGAGAAACAGUGGGGCAACAUUCACAGAAGGAUCCUGGAGCCCAGAACUGCCUUUCGACAACAUCGUGGGCAAACAGAAUACUCUGGCUGCCCUAACAAGAAAUUCAAUAAAUCUGCUUCCAAACCAUCUCGCACAAGCUUUGCAUGUCCAGUCUGGGCCUGAGGAAAUUAACAAGAGAAUAGAGCAUACCAUCGACUUGCGGAGUGGCGAUAAGCUGAGAAGAGAGCAUAUCAAGCCAUUCUCACUGAUGUUUAAAGACUCCAGCCUGGAGCACAAGUAUUCUCAAAUGAGGGAUGAAGUAUUCAAGUCAAACCUGGUCUGUGCGUUUAUAGUUCUUCUGUUUAUCACUGCAAUUCAAAGUUUGCUUCCUUCUUCAAGGUUGAUGCCGAUGACCAUCCAGUUCUCCAUUCUGAUCAUGCUACACUCCGCCCUGGUCCUCAUCACCACAGCAGAGGACUAUAAGUGUCUGCCCCUCGUCCUCCGCAAAACCUGCUGCUGGAUUAAUGAGACCUAUCUGGCCCGGAAUGUCAUCAUCUUUGCCUCCAUCUUGAUUAACUUCCUGGGAGCCAUCCUAAAUAUCCUGUGGUGUGAUUUUGACAAGUCGAUACCCUUGAAGAACCUGACUUUCAAUUCCUCAGCUGUGUUUACAGAUAUCUGCUCCUACCCAGAGUACUUCGUCUUCACGGGGGUCCUGGCCAUGGUGACCUGUGCAGUUUUUCUCCGGCUUAACUCUGUCCUGAAGUUGGCUGUGCUGCUGAUUAUGAUCGCCAUCUAUGCCUUGCUGACAGAGACCAUCUAUGCAGGUCUCUUUCUGAGUUAUGACAACCUGAACCACAGUGGAGAAGAUUUUCUGGGGACCAAGGAGGCGUCACUGCUGCUGAUGGCCAUGUUCCUCCUUGCUGUGUUCUACCAUGGACAGCAGCUGGAAUACACAGCCCGCCUGGAUUUCUUGUGGCGAGUACAGGCCAAAGAGGAGAUCAAUGAGAUGAAGGAGCUGAGGGAACACAAUGAGAACAUGCUGCGAAAUAUCUUACCCAGCCAUGUGGCUCGCCACUUCCUGGAGAAGGACAGAGACAAUGAGGAGCUAUAUUCUCAAUCCUAUGAUGCUGUUGGGGUGAUGUUUGCCUCCAUCCCUGGAUUUGCAGACUUUUACUCUCAGACAGAAAUGAACAACCAGGGAGUGGAAUGUCUGCGCUUGCUGAAUGAGAUCAUCGCUGACUUUGAUGAGCUGCUCGGAGAAGACCGCUUUCAAGACAUAGAGAAGAUUAAGACCAUUGGUAGCACGUACAUGGCUGUCUCGGGACUGUCACCAGAGAAACAGCAAUGUGAAGAUAAGUGGGGGCAUUUGUGUGCCCUGGCUGACUUCUCUCUUGCCCUGACGGAAAGUAUACAGGAGAUCAACAAGCAUUCAUUCAACAACUUUGAACUCCGAAUUGGCAUCAGCCAUGGCUCAGUGGUAGCAGGUGUAAUUGGCGCUAAGAAACCACAGUAUGACAUUUGGGGUAAAACCGUGAACUUGGCAAGUCGAAUGGACAGCACGGGGGUGAGUGGCCGGAUCCAAGUUCCAGAGGAGACCUAUCUUAUCCUGAAGGACCAGGGCUUUGCCUUUGACUACCGAGGAGAGAUCUAUGUGAAGGGUAUCAGUGAGCAAGAAGGAAAAAUCAAAACGUACUUUCUCCUGGGAAGAGUCCAACCCAACCCGUUCAUCUUGCCCCCAAGGAGACUGCCUGGGCAAUACUCUCUGGCUGCAGUUGUCCUUGGCCUUGUUCAGUCUCUCAACAGGCAAAGGCAGAAGCAACUUCUCAAUGAGAACAGCAACUCGGGCAUCAUCAAGGGCCAUUACAACCGGCGGACUUUAUUAACACCCAGUGGGCCGGAGCCUGGAGCACAAGCUGAAGGCACCGACAAAUCCGAUUUGCCAUAA